This is a messenger RNA of Candidula unifasciata, 458 nucleotides long. The record is from the annotation of a GenBank genome assembly. Lineage: Eukaryota; Metazoa; Mollusca; Gastropoda; Stylommatophora; Geomitridae.
GUCAGUUCAAAUCCCCUGGACGAGGUAUACGAGGAGCUCAGUUUGGCCGGCAGGGAUUCCAUGGGGGACAGCAAGGCUUCCAAUACCCUCCCGGAAGUUAUCCAGGAACUCCGAUGCAUCCAGGAAUGGAAAGAAGGAUGUCAUCAGCUGGUUAUGAAGGUGACAGUUAUGGUCAGGGCACUGGAGAAGAGAGCUAUGAUUACCAGCAGCUUGCUUCUGAUGACAGCCAUGACACACAGCAGUCCUCCAACGAUCUGAGUCAGACACAGUCAGGAUUCCACGGUGCAUUUGGCAAUGGGAGUGGCCAGUCUUCAGAGCAGAACCAGUCUGGGGAAGGACAGGGUCAAGGGGGAGACAGUCCACCAGACAUUAAAUAUGAGGUCACACCAAUGCCUUUUAUGAAAACCAAUGAUUUUGAAUUGAUAGAGAUAGACCCUGAUGAGGAAGAUGACAUAUAG